Trematomus bernacchii (emerald rockcod) is the source of this 3341-nucleotide messenger RNA. It is a transcript of the gene trpc1, whose product is annotated as transient receptor potential cation channel, subfamily C, member 1. The transcript is spliced from 13 exons. Gene Ontology annotation, cellular component: membrane; cation channel complex. The record is from RefSeq and is a predicted model, not a curated record. The coding region runs from base 393 to 2783 and encodes 796 amino acids. Gene Ontology annotation, biological process: calcium ion transmembrane transport; regulation of cytosolic calcium ion concentration; manganese ion transport. Gene Ontology annotation, molecular function: inositol 1,4,5 trisphosphate binding; store-operated calcium channel activity; protein binding. Lineage: Eukaryota; Metazoa; Chordata; Actinopteri; Perciformes; Nototheniidae.
GGCACAGCAGCUUUGCGCCUGCGAAAUGAAAGAGCAGGUGGAGGAGGAAACAUGCGCAGUAGCAGCCUGAGCAGCAGCAUCAGGACCACAAAGAUCUCCAGGAUCCUGCGAUGCCAGAAGAUGGUGCAUGUAAACACAGCCUGGGAGAGGACUGUGAGCUUUUAUCCGAUGUAUAAUCCCGCAGUUUGAAGACAAAACGACUGAAGGAGGGGACGUUUUAACCCAGCGCAGUGAUAAAGCAAUCAGCAGAGAUGCGAAGGAAACAACAACACUUGAUGAAAUCCAUUUUGCCUCAUGACGACGCGUUAAAGGCUCUGCUGCGCAACAACACUGCUCUCAUGUCAGCCCUUAUGACAGGCUUUCUUGUGUAAUGGUCGCUGGUUUCUAGUGGGAUGCACAUCAGUGUUUGCCCGUACUCGCUCUCCGUCGUAAUGGCAGCUCUGUACCAGGGCACGGACACUUCCUCUCCGGAUAAAUUUCUGGCCUUGAAAGACGUGAGAGAGGUGAAGGAGGAAACUACGCUGGAUGAGAAGCUCUUCCUGUUGGCAUGCGAGAAAGGCGACUACUACAUGGUGAAGAAGCUGCUGGAGGAGAACCGGCACGGCGAGCUCAACCUGAACUGCGUGGACGUCCUGGGCCGAGAUGUCGUCACCAUCACCAUCGAGAACGAGAAUCUAGACAUCCUGCAGCUCCUCCUGGAACAUGGCUGCCAGGCGACAGAUGCCCUGCUGGUGGCCAUAGACUCUGAGGUGGUGGGAGCUGUGGACAUCCUCCUCAACCACAGGCCCAGGAGAUCCUCCAAGCCCUCCAUUGCUAAACUGAUGCAGCGGAUUCAGAACCCAGAGUACUCCACCACCAUGGACGUGGCUCCGGUCAUCCUGGCGGCCCACAGGAACAACUACGAGAUCCUGACCAUGCUGCUGAAACAGGACAUCUCUCUUCCCCGGCCACAUGCUGUCGGCUGCGAGUGCACGCUCUGCAACGCUAAGAACAAAAAGGACAGCUUACGACACUCCAGGUUUCGGCUGGACAUCUACCGCUGCCUGGCCAGCCCCUCUCUGAUCAUGCUGACUGAAGAAGACCCCAUUCUCAGGGCCUUUGAGCUGAGUGCAGACCUCCGGGAGCUCAGCCUGGUUGAAGUGGAGUUUAGGAAUGAUUAUGAGGAACUGGCGAAGCAAUGUAAGAUGUUCGCCAAGGAUCUGCUGGCCCAGGCUCGAAAUUCUCGAGAGCUGGAAGUUAUUCUCAACCACACGUCCAACGAGGAUCAGGUCGACAAGAGAGGCUUACUGGAGGAGAGAAUGAACCUCAGUCGACUCAAGCUCGCCAUCAAGUACAACCAGAAAGAGUUUGUGGCUCAGUCCAACUGUCAGCAGUUCCUCAACACCGUCUGGUUUGGAGAGACGGCGAGUUACCGGCGCAAACACACGUGUCUGAAGAUGGCCACGGUGCUCAGCGUGGCCAUGCUGUGGCCUCUGCUCUCCGUCUGCUACCUUCUGGUGCCGCGCUCUCGCGUCGGCCAGAUCAUCCACACGCCCUUCGUCAAGUUCAUCAUCCACAGCGCCUCGUACUUCUCCUUCCUGCUGCUGCUCAACCUCUACUCGCUGGUCUACAACGAGGGCAAGAAGAACACCAUGGGCCCUGCGCUGGAGAUGAUAGACUUCCUGCUCAUCCUCUGGAUCAUAGGGAUGGUGUGGUCUGAUGUGAAGCGGUUGUGGUACCAAGGGCUGGAAGACUUUCUGGAAGAGUCUAGAAACCAGCUGAGCUUCGUGAUGAACUCCCUUUACCUCGCCACCUUUGCCCUGAAGAUAGUCGCUCAUAGCAAGUUCAAGAACGUGGAGGACACGGAGAGGAAGAACUGGGACGCCUUCCAUCCCAUCCUAGUCGCAGAGGGUCUGUUCGCCUUCGCCAACAUCCUCAGUUACCUGCGCCUCUUCUUCAUGUACACCACCAGCUCCAUCCUGGGGCCGCUACAGAUCUCCAUGGGUCAGAUGCUGCAGGAGUUCGGGAAGUUUCUGGGCCUCUUCUUGUUGGUGUUAUUCGCCUUCACCAUCGGACUCACCCAGCUGUAUGGAAAGGACCAGAAAGACCCAGACAAGCAUCCACCAAAGGACUGCGAGGGCAUUUUCUGCCAGCAACAGAGCAACGAUGCAUUUCACACGUUCAUGGGGACCUGCUACGCCCUGUUCUGGUACAUCUUCUCCCUGGCUCACGUGGCGCUCUUCGUCACACGGAUCAGCUACACUGAGGAACUGCGCUCUUUCGUGGGCGCCAUGAUCAUCGGCACCUACAACAUCGUGGUGGUUAUCGUGCUGACCAAGCUGAUGGUGGCCAUGCUCCACAAGAGCUUCAGACAAAUUGCUAAUCACGAGGAUAAGGAGUGGAAGUUUGCUCGGGCCAAACUGUGGCUAAGCUACUUCGAUGAUAAGUGCACCAUGCCUCCCCCGUUCAACAUCCUCCCCUCCCCAAAAACUGUCGUGUACCUGGUGACCAGCAUGAGUAAGUGGAUCUGCUCACACACGUCAAAGGGAAAGGUGAAAAGACAGAACAGCCUCAAGGAGUGGAAGAACCUGAAGCAGAAGCAUGAUGAGAACUACCAGAAGAUCAUGUGCUGUCUGGUUCACCGCUACCUGACCUCCACACGGCAGAAGAUGCAGAGCACAGACCAGGCCACGGUGGAAAACCUCAACGACCUGCGCCAAGACCUGUCCAAGUUUCGCAACGAGAUGAGGGACCUGCUGGGCUUCCGGACCUCCAAAUACGCCAUGUUUUACCCCAGGAGCUAAAGAAAAAGACUCGAUGUAUAUCUCCCCCUUUCCCCCCUUUCCCUUUCGACAAAACCUCUGCUUCUCGUCUAUCUGAGAUGCUGUGUGACCCGAGCAUGUGCAAAAAAAAACUCUGCUCUUUUGAGUCACAGAGGCGACUUUUAAACCUGGACCUUAACUAGAAAUAUAUAUAUAUUCUCCACCAAAGCCUCCAGACUCAGGCCCCAUAUGUAUUAUUCAGCUAUUCAACCUUUUUGUAAAUAAGGGAAGCCAUUGUUUUAAACAGGAUGACGCUUGAAUGGCGUAAAGAGGUGAUUUUGAUGAAUACAAAUGCUGCUUUUCAGAUUUGUUUCUGUCCUUUGAAACUGAUCUUUUUGCAACUCAGAGAAAGCCAGAAAAAUGUCGUCUGUUCAGCAUGUGAGUCACAUUACACCUGAUCCAUUUUCAGUUAGAGCAUUAGCUGACUCACACACUGUUUGUUUUGCUGCUGAACGUUUUUGUACAAAGACAGAUGGACAAAGGGAACGUGUUUAAGGGAGUUUUAUUUGGGAAGAUGAAAACAAUAAAAUAUAAAUAAUA